UCGGCUUCGAUCCGAGCACGCCUCACUAAUAAAAAAAACAAUAAAACCGAAGGUGUGUGGUAAUUGGAACAAGCCGAAAAUUAGUUAAUUAAUUUUAAUUGGCCAGAACCGAGGGGCACGGAACCCAAUCCAGUACAAAAUGGUCGCCAUUCAGCUGUUUAACGAGAUCGGUAGCAUCUUUCGCAAUACUCCUACAUAUGCUCUUGUUUUGGAGACCCUGCUGCUCAUAACCGUAGUUUGGUUGCUGCUGCAUAGGCGUGGCGCUGGGAGCGGUCGUCGUCGGCGGCUGACGCAAGAGGAGGAGGAUCAAAUAAUCGCCAACUACACGCCAGAGCCAUUGGUGGCGGACACCGAUCCCAACCAUCCUUUGCUCCGCACCCGAAUCGUACAGUCCAAGGUGGGCAAACGCAUUAAAGUAGAUGGACACGACUGCCUAAACUUGGGCUCCCACAACUAUCUGGGUUUCCUCGAGGACGAGGAAAUUCUGGAGGAGUCCUGCAAAACCCUGCGCAAGUAUGGUGUGGGAUCGUGUGGACCACGCGGCUUUUACGGCACCAUGGACGUCCAUCUGGACUUGGAGGAUCGCAUAGCCAAGUUCAUGGGCCUGGAGGAGGCUAUCGUUUACUCAUAUGGCUUCUCAACGGUGGCCAGCGCCAUUCCCGCCUACGCCAAGCGUGGCGAUAUUAUCUUUGUAGAUGAGGCUGUAAACUUUGCCAUUCAAAAGGGUCUGGAUGCCUCACGCAGUACUAUUGUCUUCUUCAAGCACAAUAAUGUAGAGGAUCUGGAGCGCCUGCUGAUUGAGCAAGAGAAGCGAGAUCAGAAAAACCCCAAAAAGGCAUUGAAGACACGGCGGUUCCUUGUCGCUGAAGGUAUCUACAUGAACACUGGCGAAAUUUGCCCGCUGCCAGAGCUUGUUUCCCUGCGUCAGAAGUACAAGUUGCGUCUGUUUAUCGAUGAGAGCAUCUCCUUCGGCACUUUGGGCAAGGGGGGUCGUGGAGUUACGGAAUACUUCAAUGUGGAUCGCGAUGAAAUCGAUCUGAUCUCUGCCGGAAUGGAGGGCUCGAUGGCCACAAUUGGUGGCUUCUGCGUGGGCUCGCACUUCAUAGCCGAACACCAGCGGCUCUCUGGUCUGGGUUACAUCUUCUCGGCCUCGCUGCCUCCCAUGCUGACCCAAGCGGCCAUCUCGGCACUGGAUCGUUUCGAGCGGGAGCCACAAAUAUUUACACAGUUGCAGGAUAAGGCCAAGAUGCUGCACAACAAGUUUUCGCGGUUCAGCAAGCUGACCAUCCGCGGCAACGAAUUGUCCCCGGUAAAGCAUUUGUAUUUAGCUACGGCAGCUGAGAGUUAUGAUAAGGAGUUGCAAUUGCUCACCGAGUUGGCUGAUAAGUGCAUAGCUCGAGGCGUGGCCGUUGUGCAGGCUGCCUAUUUGAAGGAUAGGGAGCGUCACCCGGUGCGUCCCAGUAUUCGCAUCGCUGUCAACCGUCUGUUGGAGGAGACGGAUAUCAACGCUGCCUUUGAGACUAUUGAGAGUGUUUCCAGUGCUCUGCUUUAAGUCCGCUAAAUAAAUAGGUAUAAAUAUGGAAACCUUCCGACAAGGGCCUUCCCAUAAGGUCCGCGGACAUUUUUCCUUUAAAAAUAUAUUUUUUCACGUCCAGUUCAGUAUACAAUAUUUGAGCACAACUACUACUAGCCUUGCACCUGGUAUCUUGUUCAUAUGUUUGGCAUUUUAAUAAGCACUAGAGUUCUAAGAAAAAAAUGCAAAGGUUCCAAGGUUCAGAUAAGGGCUGGCCAAAUAAAACUAAUAGUUUUAUUAUUGUAA
Drosophila serrata is the source of this 1819-nucleotide messenger RNA. It is a transcript of the gene Spt-I, whose product is annotated as serine palmitoyltransferase subunit I. The record is from RefSeq and is a predicted model, not a curated record. Gene Ontology annotation, molecular function: serine C-palmitoyltransferase activity; pyridoxal phosphate binding. Gene Ontology annotation, cellular component: endoplasmic reticulum. Gene Ontology annotation, biological process: ceramide biosynthetic process; sphingosine biosynthetic process. NCBI's taxonomy places the organism in Eukaryota, Metazoa, Arthropoda, Insecta, Diptera, Drosophilidae.